AUGUCGGUCACCCCUUCGGAACCAUACGAUACGAUCAGGCUGCGAGCCGAAGACGAGACGGACGCGAUCAGUCACGACGUCUCCAUGGUGAUCAAAGCCAGGAUCGACGACCUUAUAGACCGGGGAUUCCCUGUCGCUCUUCUGGAGAAUAUUCAACUCGAGCUGAUAAAACGUGCCGACCGGACAUUUCUUUGGGUAUCGCUCGCGCUGGGCUUACUGGAAGAGAAAGUCGAAGGCGGCGCCUCGCGCCGCGAGCUCGACAACAUCCUCAGAACCCGCGACAUCUACAGCAUCUACGCGGAGCUUCUCGCCUCGAGACCCGACUUGCCCAAGACGCGGAAGAUGCUGAACUUGAUUCUUGCCGCGGCCAGGCCGCUAACUGUGAAGGAGACUAGCAUAGCCCUCGCUGUGGUACCCGAGAGCAAACAAAUCAACCAUCCACAGAGAUUGCCGAGGAAAGCCAAAAGCCCUGGAAAGCUGACUCUGCGCGACGUAGAAUACGAGCUCGUGUACCCGUUCGAGAACCAUUUGAAACUCAUCUGCGGCCACUUCAUCCGCAUUACCAAGAACAGGGUGUAUCUUGUGCAUGAGACAGCCAGGGAGUUCCUCCUUGAACCCAAUGACUCUAGCGACAUUCCUCAGCUAGAUCCCUUUUUCUCACAACCCUCAGCUGUUUUGGGUGGGCCAGAGACUACCUUCCAGCAUACAUUCUCCCUCAUCGAGGCCCACGCCCUUCUCCUCGACAUUUGCGCCGCCUUUCUCUACUGCCUGGCCAAACAGUCAAAGACCUCGCAGCCGGGCCAAGCAAGUAUUGAAACACAGGCCUUCCUCCAGUACGCGGCCCAAUCAUGGACUAUACAUCAUCACCGAGCUAGAAAACGGCUGGACGUACUUGAUAGCCGAUACUAUCAGAACCUCUGCCACCCCCUCUUCCCGGGGUUCCACCGCUGGAUGGAAGAGUUCUGGUCUCCCGAGCGACCGCCCCACCCCUCAACGAGUGCGCCGGACGACAUACAGGACUACUACAUUGACCUCUUCAACCUCGAGAACCCGUCGUCGUCCUUGUGCGGCGCGGAUGACCCGGGCGACGUCGACGAGUCCUCUGGCGAUGAGCCGGAACUUACGGGUGCUGAUCCGGAAGUAUCCGAGAGGCAGAAGCCCAGAGGGAUCUCGUUUGAUAGAGCAGAUCAUCAUGAACUCCGCUUGCCGCCAUGGCAAGGCGUGGCUGAACGUCUGUCGAGUAACCCCGGUUCCCUGAGCAAUCACUACCUUUUCCCUCAAAGUGGACGACGGCGGGAUGGUGUCUCUGGACUUCAGAAGAGGGUCUGGCGAAGGCUCCCCAGAGUGCCGGCAAUAGACCACUUCGCGGCCAACGUGUUCCUUGGUUUGGCAUCUUUUGGUUCUCGCCCGCCUUGA
This is a messenger RNA of Colletotrichum spaethianum, 1416 nucleotides long. RefSeq names its product vegetative incompatibility protein HET-E-1. The record is from RefSeq and is a predicted model, not a curated record. NCBI's taxonomy places the organism in Eukaryota, Fungi, Ascomycota, Sordariomycetes, Glomerellales, Glomerellaceae. The coding region runs from base 1 to 1416 and encodes 471 amino acids. The transcript has a single exon.